CAUGGAGAACAGGAUAUGCCUUUGCAGCAUUUGGAGUUUCUGCCUGUGUCAAAGACAGAUUCUUCUGGUGAAAGUAAAAGUCCUCAAUUCCCAAUGAAACAAUGCAAAAUGUAUGAAAAGCUGCUCAGCACUGAGGAUGACAGUGAUGACCCAUUAUCAUCAUUUGAAACUGGGGACAGAGUGUUGGUAAAGCAGAGCCAGCCUGGAACUCUGAUGUUCAAAGGCCAGACUCAUUUUGGCAGUGGCCACUGGGCUGAUGUUGCACUGGACAAAGCUGAAGAUGACAAUGCUGGAACUUACGAAGGGGUGAAGUAUUUUGAGUGUGCUCAGCACUGUGGGGUCUUUGUCAGACCUGAUGAGAUUUCACACCUGUUUGGGGUUAACAAAAAUAGUUCCAGUUCCAUGGGGAAUGAAGACUCUGACUCCUUCCAUGAUGAUGAUGACUCCCUCAAAGGAGACUGCAACUAUUCUGAAGAUGAUGAGCAGAGAGUGGGGUUUGCAGAGGAGAAAGCAGAAGAGACAAACAGUGCAGGAGGUUCAGAAGUGAAAGAAAACCAGUCUGGGUUACACAGUGCCUUGCUGUCUGGAAAAGGGCAAAAGUUUCCUUAUUCCAACCAGAGUAACAAUAAUGAAUUCCUCUGUCAAAAAAACUUAAUGUACUUAGGAUCAGAUAAAGAAAAAACAGAACAGGCACAAAUAAAACAAACUGUAUUUGCAGAUGUUCUUCCAGAGAAAAGCAAGACAGAUGAGGUAAACACAAGCAAAAAUAUUUGUUGCUUGGUAGAGGAUCAGAAAAGAAUUAAACUUGCUGAUGAUAUUGCAAGUGAACUCAGUAAAAAACUUCUGUUUGACAUUUUAAUUGCAUUUUCUGAAACAGCUCAACACAAAUAUAAAAAUGCCUUUGAAAAAGACAUGAUGAAUUAUGGCAACGGCCUGAGGCAAGAAGACAAUCAGAAACCGUUUCCCCUCAAAGAAAAUUCAGUUGCUGCCUUAUCUGAACCAUCAGCAAAGGUUUCUGAUGUUUUACUGGGUGAUUUUGAUACGCUUUGCAUUCAUGGUUGUCACACAGUAACAGACAGAAUUGUAACUAAAUUUAUAGAUGAUGCAGUUAAAGAAUAUAAGAAGAUUAAAAGAAAACACAGAUCAAAAGCAGACAAGAUACUUCAUUUAUCUCCAGAGACUUCUCCAACCACUUUGCCUCUCCUUUUAAAAAUCCUUGAUGCUGGUGUUUUUGGAAGCUCUAAAGAUUUUGAUCAGCCUAAUUCUGACCAAAACAUGCUGGUGAGACAGACACAAAAGCAACACUUGUACAAAUCAGACCAGUGGCACUCAGCUCCUUGGAAGAAAACUGUGGAAGUCCCUCUUGUGAUACCACAUAACAGUUCUUAUGUUAAAAAUUUGUCUGCAUAUGCUGUAGAAGAAUUAUGGACCCCAGAGAACAUAAAAUCAAAUUUCAGGAACAUCAACGUGCCAAAGUACUUGGAAUAUAGUGAUCUCUCGGGGAAUGAUUUGGAAGCAGAAAGCAAGAGGAUGUAUAAUCAGGUUAUAUUUGAUUUGAGCCAUGAGUUGCUGCGUGAAGAGUAUCAAGUGACUGCAAAGCCAAAUACGUUCCCAUGGAUGAAAAAAGAAGUGGGAUCUCCCUGUUCCAGGCAUCUCUGCAGAAGGACAGACAUCAGAGAUGCCAAGACGUUUGUUCAGGGUGAAAUUAUUAAAAUAAUGAACCUGGAAAAGAAUGACUUAGAAAUGAAAAGAAAAUUCCUAAAUAUGACCAAGUAUGGAAACUGUAAGAGAGACAGAGUGGACCUUAUUCUGAUCCAGGAGCUCCGCAAAGAAGAAUCUCAGUGGAAUUCCUAUGGUGAUGAUGAAUUAACAGUGAAGAUGAGGAUGGCUGAAGCCAUAUUUGAUAGCUUGAUCCUUGACACAAUCAGAGUUCUUAGCAAGAUUUAUCUGAAAAAAGCCUGUUUGAAAGGUGACUGUGCACCAUCUUUUUUCUUUUAGUAUGCUGUGGAACUGCUUAAAAGGAGCCUGGAGAUGGCUUCAGAGAGGUGGCACAGGGAAUGGCAGGACCUGGAGCCAGACAAUCAGGUUAAAUGUCUAUAAUUUUAUGCAAAUGAGGCAAAUGCCGAUGUGAUGCACUUCAAAUUGGAGAUUUUUUCUAUCAGCACCUUCAAUUCCUAACAAUUAGAUGUGUGCCUGUAAUUGGGUUAUUUAUCAUGCAAUUCACAGGAGCCCAUUGAAUUUUUAUGAUAUCUGAAUGUGGGGUGCUGAGAGUGCUUUAAUAGACAAAAGAGAGGAAAUCAAUACUGCUUUUGUAUUGGCAAAACUGGAAAAAUCAAGAUUUUGACAAGGAAAUAGAAGCAUUUCCUCAGCAUGGUAAUUGUUCACUGUGCUAAUUGCUGUAGUCCCACCUAUUUUGUAUUGAGAAAAUCAAAUUUUUGUUCUUUUUAAAAUAAAUACUGUGCAAAUAUUUCUUACUGGAAUUCAGAAACUGUUCAUUAUUGAAUAAUUGAUUGUAAAGAGAUCAGAUUUUUCCAAUCCUAUUCAGAGAUUCUUUCAAAUAAAAUUAGAAUCAGGAUCAAUAAAGAUAAAUUAUGUAUAAAACUUAAGAUUUAAAAAUACAGUACUUAAAAUCUGCUUGGGGGAAUAGAAAGACAUUUUGUUUGUGAUUUUAAAUGCUGUUGCCUUAUAGUUUCUUGUACUUGUUUUCUGAAUAAAAUGAUACACAUUGUUUA
Molecule: messenger RNA, 2732 nt
Organism: Vidua chalybeata
Lineage: Eukaryota; Metazoa; Chordata; Aves; Passeriformes; Viduidae
Product: centrosome-associated protein 350-like
Exons: 5
Coding region: 16-1998 (660 amino acids)
Biological process (GO): microtubule anchoring
Cellular component (GO): centrosome
Molecular function (GO): microtubule binding
Source: RefSeq, a predicted model, not a curated record